AGCAUGACGUCACUUUGUGCGCGUGCGGCGGACCCCUCCUCCGACAGAUGCCCCCUCUCCGUACCCCCACCCCCGUCCCGCAGCCCUGCCUCCCGCCUCCGCCCUCAGCCCCGCUGCUCCAGCUGCUGUAGCCGCCGCCGCCGCUGCCUGCUCUCCGGUGUCCGCGUCCGGGUCCCCCACUCAAUGUAACACCAUGACGGGCAUCGCCGCUGCCUCCUUCUUCUCCAACUCCUGCCGGUUCGGGGGCUGCGGGCUGCAGUUCGACAGUCUGUCCGAGCUGAUCGUGCACAUCGAGGACAAUCACAUCGAUACAGACCCUCGAGUGUUAGAGAAACAGGAACUGCAGCAGCCAACCUAUGUUGCCCUGAGCUACAUCAACAGAUUCAUGACGGAUGCGGCGCGUCGGGAGCAGAAGAAGGUCCAGCCCAAACUCAGCCUAUCACUGGCAGGGGGCAUGGCCAGGAACAACGUGGCCACGCCUCCACGGCACAGCAGCGGCAGCCUGACCCCCCCCGUGACCCCGCCCAUCACCCCCUCAUCCUCCUUCCGCAGCAGCACUCCGACAGGAAGCGAGUAUGACGAGGAGGAGGCGGAGUUUGAGGAGUCUGACAGCGACGAGUCGUGGACCACGGAGAGCGCCAUCAGCUCCGAGUCCAUCCUCAGCUCCAUGUGCAUGAACGGGGGCGAGGAGAAGCCCUUCGCCUGCCCCGUCCCGGGCUGCAAGAAGAGGUACAAGAAUGUUAACGGUAUAAAGUACCACGCUAAGAAUGGCCACCGGACGCAGAUUCGCGUUCGCAAACCCUUCAAGUGCCGCUGCGGGAAGAGCUACAAGACCUCGCAGGGCCUGCGUCACCACACCGUCAACUUCCACCCGCCGAUACCCACCGACGCCAUCCGCAAGCUGCAGCCCUAGCGCCGGUCGCCAUGCCGACGCCAUCCGCAAGCUGCAGCCCUAGCGCCGGUCGCCAUGCCGACGCCAUCCGCAAGCUGCAGCCUUAGCACCGGUCGCCAUGCCGACGCCAUCCCCGAGCCGCAGCCUUAGCGCCGGUUGUCAUGCCGACGCCAUCCCCGAGCCGCAGCCUUAGCGCCGGUUGUCAUGCCAACAUCAUCCGCCAGCUGCAGCCAUAGUGCCAGUUGUCAUGCCGACAACAUCCACAAGCUACAGCCACAAGCGCUGGACGCCAGUGCCAACAACAUUCGCUAGCUUUAGCUGUAGCGCUGGUCGCCGUGCCAACACCACUCCCCCUCGUUUCUAUGCCACACUACAGGUUUAAGUGCAUGAUUUAGAUUUUUUUUUCUUUUUUGUGUAUUUUCAGGAUGAUGCAUCUUUUUGUAGUUUUGUACAUUUGCACAUUUGACCUGUGAUUUCUCUUACUUCUCACCAUGGUGCUAAUCAGGGAAAGAGAUAGAAAAAAGAAAGGGAGGAAAAAAAGUCUGGGAGGAGAGAGAGGGCUGGAACCCGGCUCCUGCUCCCGGGCGGGGUGGGCGGGGUGGGUGGGGCGGGCGGGGGGGAUCCAUUGUGAGCGUGUGGUAGAACACAGUGUUUUAAUGAUGACCCACAGGUCCUAAGAGAGGGGAGUUUUGUGAACGAUUGGAACAUCAGAAGGAUUGUUCUCUGAUAUGGGAGAAAAGUAGAUCCACAUAAAUGUGUGUAUAUAAAUUUAUAUCUAUAUAUAAACUUUCAUAAUCACGUCAUAUAUAAAAUAUAGUUUACGCUUUAUUUCCCAGUUUUAUACAGUAUUUCAUAUAUUUUAAGAGAUUUUUUUCUUUGUUUUAUUGGAUAUUCCCGCCGUUAUUGUUAUUAUGGACAGAACUGCAGCAGGAUCAUUCCUGGGGGUGUGGAGGCCUCUCAGAUCCAGAUGCUGCGUUUGUGUUCAUUCUGUGGGAGGAACCAAGGGCCCCAAAAUCACUGUCCCCUGUGAGAGGAACUGAGGGCCCCAAAAUCACUGGCUCCUGUGAGAGGGUCCCGCUGCACCAGGGGCCCCUGUGAGAGGGUCCCGCUGCACCAGGGGCCCCUGUGAGAGGGAUCCCGCUGCACCAGGGGCCCCUGUGAGAGGAUCCCGCUGCAUCAGGGGCCCCUGAACCUGUCCAGCCUUGCUGCCAUUGGAGCACAGGUGCCAGUCUUCUCCCCUCAGCCACAAAAUAUUCUUCUUACUUUUUGUGUUAAUUUUUCCUUGUGCCUGCAGUUGCCAAGACGACGGUCAGACGCGAAAGGGGCAGAGUCGUGGAGGCGGUGUCUUGUCUGUCGGCUUGACCUGUGAUUGGUGUGCUAAUCGCGUGCGCGGUUUCCGCGGGACCGUUGAUUGGCUGGUGUGGCAGACUGCAGCAUUCCAGCAUUGAGCCCAGGCUGUGACUGACGGGAGCCUCAGCCGGGUCCACAGGCCGCGAGGACCGUCUCUCCUGCUCAGCACAGCGGCAUCUCAAGCCUCUUUAAGGGGGUGGGGCUGGUGAUCGUGGGAGGGGUUUGCGAGUUGUGGGAGGAGUUAGGGGUGUGGAGAGAUAGGGCCGCCUUGGUGGCUAACCUAACGCUAACUAAGUUGCUGGUCAGUGUUCGGUAACGUUAGUUAGCUGCCAUUAUUGGUUCAAUUCAGUUCUGUUUGGCAACCUUAGCUGGCUGACCAUGAUGGCCUGAGGAUUUGCUGUGGGUCUCAUAUUUUGUAAAGUAACAACUUAAGGCUGGAGAAUAAGAUUCCUAUUCACUUCUCUCGGCUCAUAGGGGCUAGCUAGCUACCAUUAGCUGUGAGUCCACCAAUCAGAAAAUCCGACUAUACCGUAUAUGUAUUUUUUCCUAUUACGACUGCAGUUUGACUUCUAUGGACCGAUAUCCGUGGUUGGAGAGACUUUUUGCAUUUUUGACCAAAUUCAUAUCGUGGGUGAAUGUGCGGUGGUGGUGUGCCUUUGUUGCCACGGCGUUUGUUGCCAUGGCGGUUGGCUGGUAGGAGUAGGCGGGGUUGAGAACAAAGUGAGGAGGAGAGGUUUUUGAUUGUAAACACAGGAGCGAAGCAAGGGAGGAAAUCCUGCAUAGUAGGCCGUUAAAGAGCACUGAGCAUAGGGAUGGAGGGAGGGAGGGAGAGAGGGAGAGAGGGAGCGAGGGAGGGAGGAGUGUGUGGUUCAGGGUGGCACUCAGCUGAUGUGAGAAAGGGAGGGAGAGAGGGAGGGAGGGAGGAGUGUGUGGUUCAGGGUGGCACUCAGCUGAUGUGAGGGAUGGAGGGAGGGAGGGAGGAGUGUGUGGUUCAGGCUGGAGCAGACUUGGCGGUAUGCUGCGGUUCGUAGCAGUCAGACAGUAUUAAGCAGUAGCCGCAGAGAGGAGAGUCUGUUUCCGUAUACUGUGUACAGUGAAUGUAUGGUCAUGUGUGUCAGUGCCGUUGAGAUAUAUUUGGGUGUGUUUCCGUGGAGACCAGUGUUUCCUUUGUGUGUGAAGGCAGCAGAGGCUCUGUUAGACUGAAGGUGACUUCAGACCUGUCGUAAAUAAAACGUAAGACUCUGCUUUCUAAGAGCACAUGUGACUACAUUGUAAAAUAAAGACUGUGCCUCAGUA
Molecule: messenger RNA, 3538 nt
Organism: Anguilla rostrata (American eel)
Lineage: Eukaryota; Metazoa; Chordata; Actinopteri; Anguilliformes; Anguillidae
Gene: jazf1a
Product: JAZF zinc finger 1a
Exons: 5
Coding region: 194-913 (239 amino acids)
Cellular component (GO): nucleus
Source: RefSeq, a predicted model, not a curated record